CAGUUGUUGGUAAGUAAGCAAAAUUAUCUUCUUGGUGCUAUUAAUAGUGUCAAGACAAUUACAAGGGAAUAAACUAUAUUAUUAGUGUAAAAUAAUGGAUUAAGAUUUGGAUUAGUAAUAUGUCAGUAAUGGCGUGGAGUGAGUUGGCCAUAUUUAGGAGUCGCCAAUAAGUUCUCAGACACUUUAAAACCAACAAUAAAUGUGAAAUAUUCAAAUUAAUAUUUAAACACAAAUAAAAAUGAGAAAUUGUUUAAGCUAUGUGUGGAUACUGCAAGGUUUUGUUACCAAUUACAUUAAUUUCUACAAUCCUGAUGAUAUUACUAACAUUUUAUUCUCAGGGAUACAUAACUGAGUAUAAAAGACACAGUCAUAACAGUUGGCCCACAGAUGAUAUGACUACCUGGAAUGCACUUUGUUACUGGUUAAAAAAGUCACAUAAGAUCACUAAACAUAAUCUUAAAUCACUGUUUACCACAAAUUUACGUAGUGACUUAUUACUUGAAGUUCAAAAUGUGUUAAUCUAA
Molecule: messenger RNA, 524 nt
Organism: Theileria parva strain Muguga
Lineage: Eukaryota; Apicomplexa; Aconoidasida; Piroplasmida; Theileriidae
Exons: 1
Coding region: 258-524 (88 amino acids)
Source: RefSeq, a predicted model, not a curated record